GCGAGCGGCAUGGAGCGCGUAAUAAGAGAGUUGGAGUCGGAAAGAGCCGCCCCAGUCGCCGGGGAAGCGGGCGGUCAGUACGGGCUCCCGCGGCCCCGAGGCUCCGAGCGACCGCCCCCGGUCCCCGCACGGCCCCGGCCCGGCCCCUAGCCCCCGCCGCCCGCGUGCGCGCCCAGGGUCGCCUCGCCGGCCCGGGGUUCGAGCCAUGCGCCUCUGAGCAGCCCGAGUGCGCCCCCGCCCCGCAACGCCCCGGCCCCCUGCCCGGCGCCGCCCAUGGCCGAGGCCCCCCCGCGCCGCCUCGGCCUGGGCCCCCCGCCUGGGGACGCCCCCCGCGCCGAGCUGGUGGCGCUCACCGCCGUGCAGAGCGAACAGGGCGAGGCGGGCGGGGGCGGCUCUCCGCGUCGCCUGGGCCUUCUGGGCAGCCCCCUGCCGCCGGGCGCGCCCCUCCCUGGGCCGGGCUCGGGCUCGGGCUCCGCCUGCGGCCAGCGCUCCUCCGCCGCUCACAAGCGCUACCGCCGCCUGCAGAACUGGGUCUACAACGUGCUGGAGCGGCCCCGCGGCUGGGCCUUCGUCUACCACGUCUUCAUAUUUUUGCUAGUCUUCAGCUGCCUGGUGCUGUCCGUGCUGUCCACUAUCCAGGAGCACCAGGAACUUGCCAACGAGUGUCUCCUCAUCUUGGAAUUCGUGAUGAUUGUGGUCUUUGGCUUGGAAUAUAUAAUCCGCGUCUGGUCGGCUGGCUGCUGUUGCCGCUACAGAGGAUGGCAGGGCCGCUUCCGCUUCGCCAGGAAACCUUUCUGUGUCAUCGACUUCAUCGUGUUUGUGGCCUCCGUGGCGGUGAUCGCUGCGGGCACACAGGGCAACAUCUUUGCCACGUCCGCGUUGCGCAGUAUGCGCUUCCUGCAGAUCCUGCGCAUGGUGCGUAUGGACCGCCGCGGCGGCACCUGGAAGCUGCUGGGCUCGGUGGUCUACGCGCAUAGUAAGGAGCUGAUCACCGCCUGGUACAUCGGGUUCCUGGUGCUCAUCUUCGCCUCUUUCCUCGUCUACCUGGCUGAGAAGGACGCCAACUCCGACUUCUCCUCCUAUGCUGACUCGCUCUGGUGGGGGACGAUUACACUGACGACCAUUGGCUAUGGGGACAAGACACCACAUACAUGGCUGGGCAGGGUUCUGGCUGCCGGCUUCGCCUUACUGGGCAUCUCCUUCUUUGCCCUGCCUGCUGGCAUCCUGGGCUCUGGCUUUGCCCUGAAGGUCCAGGAGCAGCAUAGGCAGAAGCACUUUGAGAAGCGGAGGAUGCCAGCAGCCAACCUCAUCCAGGCUGCGUGGCGCCUGUACUCCACGGACACGAGCAGGGCCUACUUGACAGCCACCUGGUACUACUAUGACAGUAUCCUCCCAUCCUUCAGAGAGCUGGCCCUCUUGUUUGAGCACGUACAACGGGCCCGCAAUGGGGGCCUACGGCCCCUGGAGGUGAGGCGGGCGCCAGUACCUGAUGGAGCGCCCUCUCGCUACCCGCCCGUUGCCACCUGCCACCGGCCGGGCAGCACCUCCUUCUGCCCUGGGGAAAGCAGCCGGAUGGGCAUCAAAGACCGCAUCCGAAUGAGCAGCUCCCAGAAGCGGACAGGUCCCUCCAAACAGCACCUGGCACCUCCGCCGAUACCCACCUCACCAAGCAGUGAGCAGGUGGGUGAGGCGUCCAGCCCCAGCAAGGUGCAGAAGAGCUGGAGCUUCAAUGACCGCACCCGCUUCCGGGCUUCUCUAAGACUCAAGCCCCGCAGCUCUGCUGAGGAGGGCCCCUCGGAGGAAGUAGCUGAAGAGAAGAGCUACCAGUGUGAGCUCACGGUGGAUGAUGUCAUGCCUGCUGUGAAGACAGUCAUCCGUUCUGUCAGGAUUCUGAAGUUCCUGGUCGCCAAAAGGAAAUUCAAGGAGACCCUGCGGCCUUACGAUGUGAAGGAUGUGAUCGAGCAGUACUCCGCGGGGCAUCUGGACAUGCUGGGGCGGAUCAAGAGCCUGCAAGCUCGGGUGGACCAGAUCGUGGGUCGAGGGCCUGGAGAUCGCAAGUCUAGGGAGAAGGGCGAUAAGGGACCUUCGGACACGGAGGCAGUGGAUGAAAUCAGCAUGAUGGGGCGCGUAGUCAAGGUGGAAAAGCAGGUGCAGUCUAUCGAGCACAAGCUGGAUCUGUUGCUGGGCUUCUAUUCGCGCUGCCUACGCUCUGGCACCUCGGCCAGCCUGGGUACCGUGCAAGUGCCGCUCUUUGACCCCGACAUCACCUCGGACUACCACAGCCCUGUAGACCACGAGGACAUCUCCGUCUCGGCACAGACGCUCAGCAUCUCUCGCUCAGUUAGCACCAACAUGGACUGAAGGGCUUCUCAGGGGCUGGGCAGCCUUCCGUCUGCCCCUUGGACUCACCCCGAGGCCUCUGGACUCCUCUCUUACUUGAACUCGCUCCCUGGCAGGGAGAGAGGCCAUACACAGUAUUGAGCUGUCUGGGUGGGCAAGAUACCCGAUGCCAGGUACCGGCGCCCCAGAAGCACGAAAUGCCAGGUCACAUGGUGGGCCGCAGCAGUGGCUGACUGGAGGCCUCUGGACACUCCAGGACCCUGCUGGCUCCAUCAAGGUUCAGUAUGGCCCACCUGGCAGCAGGAGCUCUGUCCCAGGAAUGGGAGCAGGGCGCUGAGGUCCUGGUCCCUGAACCAGCUUCUAGCUAUGCAAGGUGAGGUCUCCAGGCCCGCCCUUCCAGACAGAGCAGGGAAGCCCUCCUGCCAAGCCCUGCCCCACUCGGGGAUGGGCCCAUGGUGCCCCUAUAGGUGCCCACAAAGCACAGGACUCUGCCAUAAGGUAGAUGGGCACCAAAUAUGCAAACUAUGUUAAAUAUGCAACUUUGGGGACCCCCGUGGGGUUCCUCUGCCCCUCCCCGGCUGGGAGAUGGGCCCCAGCAGUAGCUGGUCUCAGGCUGUUUGGCCAUACCCAACAUCCAUUCUCCGGCUUAUCAUCCACCCCCACCCAGCAUGGGGCCUAAAUCUCCCUGUCCUCUCCCAAGAAUAGUACCUAGGCCUUUCUGCCCCUUUGCAGGUGUGACCCCAGGGGCUCCCUCUUGCUGCUGGAUGUCCACUCCUACUGGCCCUCCAGACAGCUUUGACAGCCAGCACAAGGUCCUGUAUUUUCCCCAGACAUACCAGACAAUGGCCGCCGCCACACAAGCAUGGCCCUUUCAUCUCUCCAGCAGAAUGCCUCCUCACGCAGUGAUGCACACAACCACCCACACUCGGAGGCAUGAGCACAAAGUCACUUGGUCUCCUGGGCAGGGGAGGGAGCAUCCACAGGUCUUGCUCCCCGAUAGGAGUUCAGGAGUCCACUGGCUGCCCUGAAGACUACGUUGGCAUCCCCACAGCAUAACUCAGGCCUGCCCCUCCAGUUCUGGCACACCACUGGAGAGAACCCACGCGCGCCCUCCUCCUAGUCCCGGAGAGUACACACUAGCCAGUGCUAUACCAACUGCAACUUGCUCUCACCUGCACUGGCCUCUGCCCCAUUUUCACACUCCCGUUGGCAGUGCUGCACAUUGGCACAAACGCCCAGACGCCGCAGGCCCCAGCACCAGCUUCAGGUCCCCCACCCUUUCGUUCCUCUUCUGCAAGGUCAACUCAGGUGGCAAGAGAGCGAGGGGUGUUGGACCAGUGAUAACACUCCGGGGGUGCUUGGGAGCAAGGGGCUGAGGCCGAGCUGUCUGCAUCUCAUCCUGGGGCCUGCAUGUACCAGUGCCAGGGCUUGGGUUGAAUCUCAUUCAGUCCUAUGGUGCCCAAUCUCUGCCCUACCAUCUGCAUGGACCAUCAUGCUCUGGAGCCCAUCCUGGCUCGCCUCACUUGCAUCGCACUGUCCCCAGAGAGCCACUCCGCCCCCCACCCCCAGCGACUGAGCUGCCCAGAGGGGCUGGAGAGUAAGGUUACCCUGUGACCAAAGGAGACAGGAAAGAAGCCCUCCCUCCUUCCACGAUCGAGGUUCCCCCACCAACCCGGUUCUCAGAUAUGCAAG
This is a messenger RNA of Chionomys nivalis (European snow vole), 4032 nucleotides long. RefSeq names its product potassium voltage-gated channel subfamily Q member 4 (gene Kcnq4). Gene Ontology annotation, molecular function: voltage-gated potassium channel activity. The transcript is spliced from 14 exons. The record is from RefSeq and is a predicted model, not a curated record. Gene Ontology annotation, cellular component: membrane. Gene Ontology annotation, biological process: potassium ion transport; transmembrane transport. Bases 274 to 2361 code for a protein of 695 amino acids. NCBI's taxonomy places the organism in Eukaryota, Metazoa, Chordata, Mammalia, Rodentia, Cricetidae.